CCGGUUUGCUCGGUGAGGCUCGCACUCGGCUCUUCAAGCAAUUUGAUUUGAUCGAUUCGAGAGCGCGGUGCUCACUGCCGCCUGUGGCAAAGCUGCUUUUCGAGGUACGGCUUCUUUCUCUUCCAGACCCAUCUUUGACACCGACCACCGCACCAACGCACACAUCUCCCUUGACAUUCUCUUCCUCUCGCUGAUGCGACCGAGUGCCUGAUGUCCGAUUCCUCAAAAGACGUGAACUCCAUCACCCUGAAUAGCGCGAGCAUCUCGCUCCAUUCGACGAAUGAGGCGGACGAACCCCAGGACAAUACCAGUUACCCUAUUGCUGCACGGAGCCCUCAACAGCAGCAACUGUCCAGAACCGGUAUUGACCAACAGCACCAUUCGGAACCCAGCAGAAAUAACCCACAGGGCCACAGCGGUAUCCUACAGGAAGCUAAUGAUUCGCAGUUGAGCACUGCUGACCAGCCUCCAAAGGACGCAUGGGCGGAUCAGGGUCAUUUUCCACUACUCCUGGGCGACAUCUCCUGCCGAUCGAUACCCAUUCGCGGAGGGGCCACUGUCGUCCUUUCCGGCGUUAACUUUCGAGAGGGAGUCGAGGUCUUAUUCGAGUGCGCUACCUUGAAUCUCAAGCCCAAGAAGGUUACGCCGAAAGUCCUGAAAAGCACAGAGAUGGAGCUCGUCAGCCCUAAUCUGCUGGACUGGUGGACCACAGCGAAUAAUGCUCGCCCAUGCAGGGAGCUGUGCCUGUCUAUUACCUUGCUAUGCGCUGGCGCAAAAGCCGAGGAGGACAUUGACACGACAUUGGAAGUGGUCGCUACAGAAGAAUCCGAAAUCGACCUACUCCAUGUUAUUAUCGGACUACAUCGUCAACUGGUCAAAGCGAGCCUCAGCAGCACCCUAGACCAUGAAACGGAAAACAUUACACGACAACGAACAUUGACUUUGCUAAAACUGGAGCAACCGCCUAGUGUCACACGAACUGAGCACCUUGCGCUGGGCGUCAUCUACAUGCUUUGCGCCGGACAUGAUCACGUCUCUGCAGAGGGCAUGGAGGUCAUCCUUGCGACUACUGUGGACGGACAUGACAUGCUACACUUGGCCGUCAUCCAGGGUCAGACAACGCUGGUCAGGGAAAUUGCCCGACACUUGCUUUCGUGGUUUCAGAGUCGUUCGAUCAUGGAGGAAAGUGAGCUGCUUGCAAAGGACCCCAAUGGAAAGACAGCCCUCGAUUUUGCAAGGAUUCUUGGGUACAGGGAGAUUGAAGAAGUUCUUGAAGAAACAGUAGAGGUGGCGCAAGAGUUCAAGCGUUCCGCCCUGCAGGCAACUCGGCGACCCCUACCAACAUUGCCCGCCAGAGGUCGCUUGGGGUCGACAGCAGGUAGCACAGGAAGCACUAGGAGCGAUCAGUCUACUCUUGUCCCUCCUAUCCCAGUCCAAGUUGCGAAUCGACCCUUGCCACCAACGCCGCUGACCUCGCCAUACCAAGAGGAAGGAUCUGAUACUUAUCAACCGCUAUCAUACUUUCCGGUGGCAUCAGCAGAAGGCAGCACCAUAAGUUCACCGGAGCUCCGCGCCGCGUCCCACGAACCUACUGCACCAACAGGUCCAGCUCAUUCACCAGCGCAAAGGAUCCAGACAGCACAGGCGAUUAUCGAGGACGAUGGCACGUCCCAGACGGUCUACGAGAGCUCGUCCGCUUACUCCAAUACUGUGCAAUAUGGAAUACCGACCAUGGCAACAGAGAGCAUUGCAGCAUCUUACCAUGGACAGCAGAACCCACUGCAUGAGCAACAUGCUGGACAGCAACAUCACUUCUACCAACAGCCGCAGCCGCACCAGACAUAUCCCUUUCUCUCGCAAUCCCCUACGUCAUCGGCUGCCUAUACCUUUAACCCGCACAGUAUUCCGCCGCCGCGAGCCAACACUGCACCACUUUCACAUAUAAGCAACAGUCCGCAGGGUCAGCAUUCGGCCCAGGCGGCUUACCUGGCGUCCGAGGCCCUAUUCCGUGAAUUACCUGCUGCUCCAUCUUCAUCGGGUGCUCCACUGCCUCCGCCCAAGCACAUUGUCACAAGAGUAAACCGGCCGAAACAGUUCACGGUUCCAUCAAGCGGCAGUAGUCCUUCGGCACACUCGCCGCCCUUGCCGCAAGCAUAUACAUCCUCACCUCCACAUUCUGGGCAUGCACAUCAGCCAGGCAUACCCUUGCCACAAUACCCAGGGCCAAUGCAGCACCACCCUAUCCCUUCGACGGUGCCUUUGUCCCAACAUCCCAUGCCUAUACCGAUACAGCAUCACUACCCUAUGCCCAUGUCGAUGCAUCCGAUACAGCAUCACCCUAUAUCCGGUCCUAUGCCUAUACCAAUGCCGAUGCAUCAACACUCAUUGCCAGCCCCGAUGCCCAUACCGAUGCCGAUGCAGCAGCACCAGCCAACUCCUACACAUGCCUAUAUCCAGAGCGGUGAGGCGCACUUAUAUAGACACGGACACCCCACGCAGGCCGAGGACGGCCAGAUUAAAGUCCAUGUUGGCUAAGAGCUGGCAUGCAUUUAUUUGCAGCUGUGAGCGGCGAUGACUGCAUAUUGACGUCCAUGUCAGUGCACCUCCGACAAAAUUGUUCGAUGAGCCCA
Molecule: messenger RNA, 2630 nt
Organism: Gamsiella multidivaricata
Lineage: Eukaryota; Fungi; Mortierellomycota; Mortierellomycetes; Mortierellales; Mortierellaceae
Exons: 5
Coding region: 211-2535 (774 amino acids)
Source: RefSeq, a predicted model, not a curated record